This is a messenger RNA of Sebastes umbrosus (honeycomb rockfish), 6250 nucleotides long. It is a transcript of the gene tiam2b, whose product is annotated as T-lymphoma invasion and metastasis-inducing protein 2. The record is from RefSeq and is a predicted model, not a curated record. Gene Ontology annotation, molecular function: guanyl-nucleotide exchange factor activity; protein binding. The transcript is spliced from 23 exons. Gene Ontology annotation, cellular component: membrane; synapse. Bases 907 to 5559 code for a protein of 1550 amino acids. NCBI's taxonomy places the organism in Eukaryota, Metazoa, Chordata, Actinopteri, Perciformes, Sebastidae. Gene Ontology annotation, biological process: activation of GTPase activity; small GTPase-mediated signal transduction; positive regulation of axonogenesis.
UUUUUUUUUAAAUAGAAUAAGUUUACUGUUUACAUGUUUUUUUCAAGGAUUUAUUAUAAUCAUUAUUAUUAUUAAAAAUACGUUGCAAUAGAAUUCUCUGGGGCCAGAAAUUGACUUUAGCAUUUUUAUUACACAAAUACUUUAUUUUCGAGUGUUUUCAAAUACCAAGUAGGAAAUAAUAAUAACUCAGUCUGUGUUUGUGUUGCUGCCACAGUUUGUUUAAUUUCUAGUAAGAACCUAAGAGAGAUGUUGUUUGCAUUUUAAUGAGAUUAUAUGUUUGUUUUUAAUUCUGACGCAUCCGAAUGUCCUCUGUGUUAUAUUUGAAGUGUUUUAUAGUAAUAACCAGGUGCAGCAGGCAGGGGGCAGCAGAGGGCUGAAAGAAGAAUAUGAUUAUAAUGAUUAUUAUUAUUUAUUUUCUCCAGUGUGUCUCUAGAGUCACUUUACUGUCCACAGUGGUGGAGAACGUAAUCAGUAAUAACACAUUAUAAAAAUACUUAUAAAGUAAAAGUCCUGCUUUAAACAUUAGUCACUCUUUAAAGAGAAGACAUUAAGGGCUCAAUUAAAAUGCAUAAAAAAGCAGAUUUUGUACACUGAAUGCAUCAUAUUUUAUAAAGUGGUCGUAUGUUUUAGAUAUAAAAUCUUCAAAAUAAUUUGAAAAUAAAAUAUAGAGAAGAGAAAAGUACAAGAUUUCCCUCAGAAACGUAUGCAAGUAGCAUAAAAAAGACUCCUGGUCCUGGUCCAGAUAAAAAGGACCCCGCCCUCCUGCUGUCAGGACGGGAAACCCGAGACUCAGAAACACUCAGAUUUAACUCAACAAGUGAACGCAGCGGAGGAAAAUACAACCACAGGGUCGUUUCUGAGAGGAGACGAGAGGCUUUUCAAAGCAGGAAUCAGCUGCUGGUCGCGAUGGGAAACACAGACAGUCACAGCAGCUUCGUCCCUCCUGCCAAGUCGUCCUGCUCGCUCAGGUUCUCCUCCAGGAGGGAGGAGGCGCCGUCGGCCCGCAGCUGGUGGAGGAGCAGUCAGGGAGGCAGUCAGGGAGGCAGCCGGAGCCGCGGGAGGACCUACCUGAACCAGCACGCCGCCGCCAGCCCGCCGUACACCUCCUGGCACUACGAACACGCACCCAAAGCCCCCCGAGGGUCUCCUCCGAGAUUAAUCAGAGGAAACCAGUUUGGUUACUCGGAGAACGGCGGCGGGAGCAACGGCGAGCGGACGUCCCUGGAGAGUGGCGGCGGCAGCCCGAAGGUGCUGCUCAGCAAAGAUGGCAGCAUGAGGGUGGGGUUCACCAACACCAGGGGGGUCCCCAUGGAGCCGCAGGGGCUCCCCACCACCACCACCGCCGCUGCCGCCGUCGCCUCCUCAGUUGCCGAACCCUCCCUCCGCACCAGUAAAGGCAGCUCGCUAAGCUCCGACGGCUCCUGGUACGACUCGCCGUGGGGGACUGGCGGCGAGCUGGCUGACAACGUGUUCGUCUGCGGGCAGAGUGUGGCGAACAGUAGCGGGUACACCACCUGCUCCUCCAUCCGCACGGAGGAGACCGCCACCACCAGCAGCGGGUACAACACCGUCUUCUCGGCCCACGUGGACAUCUCACCUGGAUUUAACUUUCCCGCCGCGGAGACCAACGCGUUCACCUCCGCCGCCGCCGGUUACAACACCUGCUCCUCCGGGCGAACGGAGGACAGCGGCAUCGGCGACUCGGUGAUCCUGCCGGCCGACCUGAGAGACUUCAGCCUGACUUCACCUUCCUCCACCUCACUGGACAGCGUUUACCACAAUGCCGCGCUGCCCGCCUUCCCCACCACACCGGACGCCGCCCUGCAGCAGGGGACCGCCUUCUCCUCCUCGGCGCUUUCGCUGCUGGAUGACGUCAUCCAGGAGGAGGAGGGGUCAGGAGGAGGCGUGGAGCAGCGCUACUCCUCCUUAACGCUUCCCUGUCGCCGGGUCGAGACUGUCGGCGGCGCCGCCUCCACCGCCUCCUCCGGGAACAGCCGCAAAGACUUCCUGAAGAGCCGAAUCAGACGACUCAGCGACUGGACAGGAAGUCUGAGCAGGAAGAAGAGGAGGAUCCAGGAGCCGUACGGCAGCGAAACUGGUGAUGUUUUCAUUGACCGGCUGGAUUCUGGGUCGGUCGGCUGCAGCACUCUGUGGGCCUCCAACCCUCUCCACACUCUGAACCAGAACCAGAACCAGAACCAGAACCAGUUCCUAGCGGUCCACUGUGGCUCCUCCAGGAGCCUGAACCUGAACCUGAACCUGAACCAGAACCAGAACCACAGCAGCGACAUCCAGCGGCAGAACGUCUACGAGAACUUCAUGCAGGAGCUGGAGACGGGCUGUAGCAGCAGCGCCGCAGACCGGACCGAGCCGUCGGAGGGGGAUGGAGAGGAAGAGGAGGAAGAGGGGGAGGAGGAGAUGGAUGGAGAUGGAGAUGGAGAUGGAGAUGAGGAAGUGGAGGUGAGAGGAGGCGAGCAGCUGGAUGUCCUGUUUGAGAAGGAGCAGGGUGUAGUGCGACGGGCCGGAUGGCUCUCCUUCAAAGCUCUCAUCACCGUCGGCAAGGACAGGAAGCUGGAGCUGGUGGCUCGCCGCAAGUGGAGACACUACUGGGUCACACUGAAAGGUUGCACUCUGCUGUUUUAUGAGACUUACGGGAAAAGCGUCAGCGCCGAGCGCGAGCUUUCUCCUCGCUACGCUCUGCUGGCCGACGACAGCAUCGUCCAGGCCGUCCCCGAACAUCCCAAGAAGGAGCACGUCUUCUGUCUGAGCAACUCGCACGGAGACGUCUACCUGUUCCAGGCCACCAACCAGACCGACCUGGAGAACUGGGUGACGGCAAUCCACUCGGCGAGCGCCUCGCUGCUGGCCAAGCGUCAGGGGAAGGAGGACACGCCGCGCCUCCUGCGCUGCCAGAGCCGCUCGCUGCUGCACAAGAUCGACAUGGACGGGAAGAUGAAGAAGAUGGCGGAGCUGCAGCUGUCCGUCAUCAAGGAGCAGAAGAACCGGAAGGCCGUGGAGAGCCAGAUCCAGCAGUGGGAGCAGAACCUGGAGAAACUGAACCUGGAUCUGUUCCGGCUGCGCUGCUACCUGUCCAGCCUGCAGGGCAGCGAGCUCCCCAACCCCAAGAGCCUCCUCGCCGUGGCCAGCCGGCCCUCCAAGAGCAUGCUGGGACGCCUGGGAGUCUUCUCCGUGUCCUCCUUCCACGCUCUGGUGUGCAGCAGAGAAGAAGGGACGCUGAGGCGCCGCUGUCGGUCUCUGUCGGGAGGAAGCAGCAGCAGCAGCAGCAGGAGGAGGCGGCUGCCGUCCUCGCUGAAAGCUCUGGACGGACUCAAAAGACGCAGCAGAUCCUCCAUGUCCCAGAGACUCGACGGUGUGUCCAACCAGAGGGAGGCGGCGCCGCCUGCAGGACGUCCUGCAGCUCUGCAGGUGUGUGAUGAGCUGCAGCUCUCAGGUGUUUUCACUCUGAACAUCUGUCGACUCGACGCUGCAAAAGACUUUGGUUUUGCGGUGACGGGUCACGUGGACGGAGCGGGAAGAAGUCACGUGUACGUCAGCGAGGUCGACCCGCUGGGACUGUCGGCCGCAGAAGGCCUCAGGGCGGGAGACGAGGUUCUGGCUGUGAACGGGGCCUUCCUGUCCGGACUGGACCUGGACCUGAUGCAGAGUCUGUUCAGCCACCAGAAGCUCCAGCUGCUGCUCAGGAGAGACGAGACGCCCGACCCCGAGGAGCCCGGCGACCUCUGUCAGCCCCCGGCCCCUCCGGACCUCCAGACCUGGACCAGCACCGGUACCGAUUCUCCGGACGGCGUCCUGCUUCCUGUUUGUGACGAAGUUUCAUCCAAACCGUGUGAGGACGGCGAGCUGCAGAGACGGAACGUGGAGCGGGUUCACGCUCUCUACCAGACCUUCCCAGAAGGCCGAGCGGCAGAGGCCGAUGUUCCCAGGAACCCGUACGGCCGAGGCGCCGGCCUGCAGCCGCCGAGCCCCGCCCACCUCAGCGUGUGUCAGCGUCUACGUAAAGUCAUCCAGGAACUAGUCGACACCGAGAAGUCCUACGUCAAGGAUCUGGUCUGUCUGUUUGACGUCUACCUGACGCCGCUGCAGAAGGAGACCUUCCUCAGUAAAGAAGAGAUGGAGGCGUUGUUCGGCAGCCUGCCGGAGAUGUUGGACUUCCAGAGAGUUUUCCUCCAGACGCUGGAGGAGAGAAUCGCCUCCUGUCCCAACUUCAGCCACCUGGAAACACCUGGACAGUUCAAGAAACUGCUCUUCUCGUUGGGAGGAUCUUUUCUCUACUACGCCGACCACUUCAAGCACUACAGCGGCUUCUGUGCCAACCACAUCAAAGUCCAGAAGGUCCUGGAGAGAGCGAAGACAGACGGAGCCUUCAAGCAGUUCCUGGAGACGAGGAAUCCGACCAAUCAGCACUCGUCGUCUCUGGAGUCGUACCUGAUCAAACCGGUUCAGAGAGUCCUGAAGUAUCCACUGCUGCUGAGAGAGCUUGUGUCUCUGACCGACCCCGAGAGCCCCGAACACACACACUUGACAGAGGCGCUGAGAGCGAUGGAGAAGGUGGCGACUCACAUCAACGAGAUGCAGAAGAUCUACGAGGACUACGGCUGCGUGUUCGACCAGCUGGCUGCGGAGCACAGUGCACCUGACAAACAGGUGACGGAGAUCUCGAUGGGGGAGUUUCUGGUCCACUCGUCGGUGGUCUGGUUGAACCCGCUGCCCAGUCUGGGCCGACUGAGGAAGGAACCGGAGCUCACGCUGUUCGUGUUCAAACGGGCCGUCAUCCUGGUUUACCGUGAGAACAGCAAGCUGAAGAAGAGGAUGACCGCCUCUCGCUCAGCUGAUCUGGACCCCUUCAGGUUCCGCUGGUUAAUCCCAGUGUCAGCGGUUCAGGUCAGACCGGCCAACAUCACAGAGAACCAGUGUGUGUGGGAGCUGGUUCACAGCAGGUCGGAGGUGGAGGGACGACCAGAGACGGUGUUUCAGCUCUGCAGCAGUGGUUUGGAGACGAAGGCCAGCGUGCUCCGAGCUCUGCGCUCCCUCCUCAGAGACCGAGCGCCCGCCGGCUCCCUGAGGAGGACCCGGCUGUCGACGGCAGAGAGGAGCAGCUCCUGGAGGAGGAGGCAGCAGAGGUGUCGCUCCGACGGCCAGAGGACGACUCACCGUCAGCCAGAGGAGAGCCGCCGACCCGACGGCAGGUUCGUCCUGGGAGAAACCUGCUCGGAGCCCUUGCUGCCCAGCCGCGCCACUUCCGACCCGGCGGGGAAGAGGACCAGACUGUGCUCCCUGACCAGCGAGCUGGAGGCUCAGCUGCAGAGGCUGAACUUCACCGAGGACGAGGCGGAGCAGCAGCAGCAGCAGCGAGGAGGAGCCGCGGCGUCCCAGAGCGGCGAGGAGAAGAGGCGGAGCUCCAGUCUGCGAGGAGAAGUGCUGGACCUGCUGGAGAGAGACUUCAGUGUUCAGAGCAUGACCUCCAUCAUUAAUGAAGACUGUUUCUACGACAGCGUGCUGGCGAUGCAGACGGCUGCUGUUCCCACGCUACAGGGCUAACGUGCUAACGUACUAACAUGGAGCUACAAGACUGCUGCAACCCGGGAGAGUCAAACUAAACUCCAGAUACCUUUCAUCAGACCUGGGCAGUGCUUCUUACGUCUGUCCUCCGUUACCAGGAAGUCAUCACGCUGAAGGAUUCACACAGACGCUAAAACACUGCUGACUGAACAAACUUUCAUCUCUACAAGAUCACAGACGUCUGGAAAAAAACUCAUCAAAACAACUUGGGAUGUAACGACAACAACGCCUACCUCUGGAAACUAAUUUCAUUUCUCCAGAAGAAGAAGUCCAACCAGCGGACAUAUUUGAUCAAGCAACGUCAUCAAUUUCAGAAGUAUUUUUCAAGCAUUUCACAGUUUUCUUAAAACGAUUUUUCUAGAAAAUUUCUCUGAAAUAACUCGUCACACGUCGCAGAUUAAUUUAACAAUGAAAAUCGACUGGAGCCGUUAAAAACAACCAGCAUGUGAAGAAACUCAGCAACGUUAUUAGAGCCACUGUGAGGGAAAACUAAUUAAGAGAAUAAAGUCAAAAUAGUUUGAGAAAAAAAGUCCUAAUGUUAGAAGAAUACAAACGUAGUUUUGAUGGAAAAGUUAUAAUAUUACAGGAAUAAAAUUAUAAUUUUUACAAAACAAAACAGUUGAAAUAUUUUAAGAAAAAGUUAAUUUCAUGAGAAAAUAUUUAAUACAGU